AUGCAGCAUCAUCCCCAUCACUCACAGCAGGGUCCUCCACCUCCGCACCAUCUGUCACAGCAAUCUCGACCCUCGAGUAUCGUUCACCAGCACCACCAGCAACAACAGGUCCCCCCCCAGCAGUCCCAACACUCGAACCCGUACCCUGCUUCCCAUCUCCCGCAAUACGCCCAGAGCGGCGCGCCAGGUGCAGGUGGCCAGCAUCCACAGGAGCUGCCAUACUACACGUCGAAUUCUCACCCGAGUCCCUAUAGCACCCCCAGCGCGACCGGCACAUACUCAUCUGCUGCCCCAGACACGCCCGACAUCAUGGCUGCGGCGCAGAUGACCCGACCAUACCCUCCCAUCUCAUACCAUACCCCCCAGUCGAACUCGCCAGCUUCUGUCGCCUCGCCUUCCGGCCAUGACCAGCACCGAAUCUACGCGCCAACUUCUCAGUUGCAACAAAACCCCCAGAUGUACUACGGGGGCCCUCAGCAACAGCAAUACCCACAGUUGCCGCCCCAAAAUGCCCCGUCGUACGCCCCGCACCCGCAGCAGCAGCAACAACAUCAUCAAUCCAUGACUUCUCAGCCGAACCUCCUCAUGUCCCACACGCCCAGCCAGCAGCACCAGAUGCAGCAGCACCCUGGUCAGCAGCAACACGCCCAGCAGGCUAUGAGUGGGAGCCCGAGAACCAAGAUUGAGCCGCACGUACCUCAGAUUCCCCGACCAUCUGCGCCUCUGGGACCGCCACAGCAGCAACAGCAGCAGCAGCACCCUGCAAACGGCCCGCCCAUGCAACAAAACGGCGCGCCGAAUGCUGGGAACGCUGGCGUCAACCCCAACGCUGCUCCAGGUCCGAUCCCGGCCACUACGCCCCUGGUCGUUCGUCAAGACAAUAAUGGGGUUCAAUGGAUUGCGUUCGAGUACUCGCGGGACCGCGUCAAGAUGGAGUACACCAUCAGAUGCGACGUCGAGUCUGUCAACGUUGAUACGCUGACUCCCGAGUUCAAGACGGAGAACUGCGUGUACCCGCGCGCGUGCUGCAGCAAGGACCAGUACCGUGGCAACCGACUGAUCUACGAGAACGAGUGCAACACGGUCGGUUGGGCCUUGGCCGAGUUGAAUCCAUGCCUUCGCGGCAAGCGAGGACUGAUCCAACGAGCUGUCGAUAGUUGGCGUAACAGCAACCAAGACCCGCGGUUGAGGAGCCGACGUGUGCGCCGCAUGGCCAAGAUUAAUAAUCGCAAAGCCGUUCAAGCCCCUCAGCCUCCUCACAUGCCUGGCCCCAGCGGCCCGCCAGGGAUGCCACCAUCGGGCCACAUGGGCCCGGGCGGUGCGAGCAGCAUGGGCAAACCCAGCUUGAGCGGGAUGGGCGGUCCGCAACUCCACCAUCACCACAACCACCCGGACGGAAGCACUGGAGGAGGAGGGGAUGACGUCGCGGGAGGGCACUGCAAGGAGCUGCUGCAAUGUUGCUUUGAGCAGCUGGAAGAGAUCUUCAUGUAUACAUACUACCUCAUUGGACUUUUGGCUUGGGACUUCUCGCUUGCCAUGGGCGUGGGCAUCACCUCCACCACUACACAUACCACAUCCCAAAGUCAUGUCUCCAUGUACAACUACAAUGACGGAUACAUGGACGAGGAUUCGCAGCACCACCAUCACCACCAAGCUCCCCCCGGCGCCCCCAACUCCGCCGUCCCGCAGGACAGCAUCCGGGACUCCCACAACUUCCAUGGCUACGCCGGCGCCAGCUCGUACCCUCCUCUCCCUAACCUGACCGGCGCCUCCAUGCCCCCCUCCACAUCCAUGCAUGCCAGCCCCCACCCGCCGCACCCCAUCUCUGUGCGCGGAACCCACACGAAAUCGCACGCCAAAGGUGGCGAGGAGAUGGCGGAAGAGGAGCGCCUCUCCCUCUUUGGUGACAUCCCCGAGGCGAAGAAGCGCAAGUUCAUACUGGUCGAUGACCCCGGCAAGGGCGGCCGUGUCCGGGUGCGCGUCACUCUGGACACGGUCGAUACCGACGAGAUCCCUGAUUCCUUCCGCAAGAGCAACUCCGUGUUCCCCCGCUCCUGGUUCCCCAUCCAAAUGCAGAGUCCCCCUCCGAGUGCUCACGGUAGUCGCUUCUUUACCGAGCUCGACGAUGACGAUACGGUUGAGACUGAGGGGCGAGGAAUGAGAGGUCGAGGGGCGAGAAAGGGCAAGCAGAUGGUCUCGGUGUUGCUCUCUGUGGGGGGCGAUGUGGAGGUGGGCGUCCCGCGCAUGAGGAAGAGUGUGAGGAUCAAGGAAGUCAAGUUGAAUGAUCUGGGGUACCGGAUGACAUGGCAUCAGUCGAGGGUGUUUGCGGAUAAGACUGUGUUCUUACAGAAGGCUUUGGACUCCUACCGGAACAAAGUCCGUAGCACGAUGGAGCAGACGGGCAAGGAUGUUGCGGCUAUCGCGCCACACUUCGAGACGCGCGUCGGCAAGAGACUGUGGAACGAUCGGAGCAAGAGGGAGCGAACGAGUGAUGAUUCUUAA
Messenger RNA from Drepanopeziza brunnea f. sp. 'multigermtubi' MB_m1, 2502 nucleotides. Lineage: Eukaryota; Fungi; Ascomycota; Leotiomycetes; Helotiales; Drepanopezizaceae. The record is from RefSeq and is a predicted model, not a curated record.